CUCCUGCGAGCCAUGGCAGUCCCAUUCUCCAACCCUCUUUCCAGUAGUGACCCAGGCCUCGGGGGUUCAGGGUGACGACAAGGUCUCCCCCACUCUACAGCCCGGGCCCAGAUGGCUCAAGAGCUCCCCACUCCAGCCAGAGUCCCUGUUUCCCCAAAGAGGGGAGGGCCCACCCCGACUCCCGCUCACUUCUCCUGUCUCUGUAGCUUCCCUGGGCCCUGCCUGGACAGGCCUGCCUGCGUGCUGGGACAUGUCUGGCCUCCAAGGACCGUCGGUGGGCGAUGGCUGCAGCGGUGGAGGGGCCAGAGCUGGAGGCAGCUGCUGCUGCAGGAGAUGCUUCGGAGGAUGCAGACGCAGGGUCCAGGGCGCGGCCUUUCCUGGGCGGCAACCGGCUGAGCUUGGACCUGUAUCCCGGGGGCUGCCAGCGACUGCUGCACUUGUGUGUCCAGCAGCCUCUUCAGCUGCUGCAGGUGGAAUUCUUGCGUCUGAGCACUCACGAGGACCCUCAGCUGCUGGAGGCCACCCUGGCCCAGCUGCCUCAGAGCCUGUCCUGCCUCCGCUCCCUGGUCCUGAAAGGGUCGAUCUGGGACCUGGCUCUGAGGGCCACAUCCGCCUCCCCCCUUCCCAGGAGGGCAACGCCGGGACACACUGGGUGCCUGUCUCCGAGGUGCCCUGACCACCCUGCCCGCUGGUCUGAGUGGCUUGGCCCAUCUGGCCCACCUGGACCUGAGCUUCAACAGCCUGGAGACGCUGCCGGCCUGUGUCCUGCAGAUGCGAGGUCUGGGUGCACUCUUGCUGUCUCACAACUGCCUCUCUGAGCUGCCUGAGGCUCUGGGGGCCCUCCCCGCCCUCACCUUCCUCGCGGUGACACACAACCGCCUGCAGACGCUGCCCCCAGCACUGGGGGCCCUAUCCACCCUGCAGCGCCUCGAUCUCUCUCAGAACCUGCUGGAUACGCUACCUCCUGAGAUUGGAGGCCUGGGCAGCCUCCUGGAGCUCAACCUGGCCUCCAACCGGCUACAGAGCCUCCCGGCCUCCCUGGCGGGUCUUCGGUCCUUGCGGCUCCUUGUCCUGCACAGCAACCUCCUGGCGUCUGUGCCAGCCGGCCUGGCCCACCUGCCACUCCUCACCCGGCUCGACCUAAGGGACAACCAGCUCCGGGACCUGCCCCCUGAGCUGCUAGACGCCCCCUUUGUGCGCCUGCAGGGGAACCCCCUGGGUGAGGCCUCACCAGACGUCCCAAGUUCACCAGUGGCAGCCCUCAUUCCAGAAAUGCCCAGACUGUUCUUGACCUCAGAUUUGGACAGCUUUCCUGUGACUCCUCGAGGCUGCUCAGUGACCCUGGCCUGUGGUGUCCGCCUGCAGUUCCCAGCGGGAGCCACCGCCACCCCCAUCACCAUCCGCUAUCGGCUGCUGCUGCCAGAGCCAGGCCUCGUCCCCCUGGGUCCUCAUGAUGCCCUGCUCAGCCAUGUGCUGGAGCUGCAGCCGCAUGGGGUGGCCUUCCAGCAGGAUGUGGGGCUGUGGCUGCUCUUCACCCCACCACGGGCCCGGCGCUGCCGUGAAGUGGUGGUCAGGACCCGGAAUGACAACAGCUGGGGUGACCUGGAGACCCACUUGGAGGAAGAGGCACCCCAGCGGCUCUGGGCUCACUGCCAGGUACCCCACUUCUCCUGGUUCCUUGUGGUUUCCCGCCCUGUGUCCAAUGCCUGCCUGGUGCCACCAGAGGGGACAUUGCUGUGCUCCUCGGGUCAUCCUGGGGUCAAGGUCAUCUUCCCCCCUGGGGCCACUGAGGAACCUCGUCGAGUCUCCAUGCAGGUGGUGCGCAUGGCUGGCCGAGAACUGCAGGCCCUCCUAGGAGAACCAGAGGCUGCAGUGAGCCCCCUGCUGUGCCUGUCACAGAGCGGUCCCCCCAGCUUCCUCCGACCGGUCACCGUGCAGCUGCCUCUGCCCUCUGGCAUCACAGGCCUCAGUCUGGACCGCUCCCGUCUGCACCUGUUGUACUGGGCCCCUCCUGCAGUCACCUGGGAUGACAUCACAGCUCAGGUGGUCCUGGAGCUCACCCACCUGUACUGGCUCUGGUACACCACCAAGAACUGCGUGGGAGGCCUGGCUCGGAAGGCCUGGGAGCGGCUGCGGCUGCACCGUGUGAACCUCAUCGCUCUGCAGCGGCGCCGGGACCCUGAGCAGGUCCUUCUGCAGUGCCUGCCCCGAAACAAGGUGGAUGCCACCCUUCGGCGGCUGCUGGAGCGGUACCAGGGCCCCGAGCCCUCUGACACGGUGGAGAUGUUCGAGGGCGAAGAGUUCUUUGCGGCCUUCGAGCGCGGCAUCGACGUGGAUGCUGACCGCCCUGACUGCGUGGAGGGCAGAAUCUGCUUUGUCUUCUACUCGCACCUGAAGAAUGUGAAGGAGGUAUACGUGACUACCACUCUGGACCGGGAGGCCCAGGCUGUGCGGGGCCAGGUGUCCUUCUACCGUGGCACAGUGCCUGUGCAGGUACCCGAGGAGGCUGAGGCUGCCCGGCAGAGGAAGGGUGCAGACGCCCUGUGGAUGGCCACUCUGCCCAUCAAGCUGCCGAGACUUCGGAGCUCUGAGGAGCCACGGCGGAGGGCUGGCCUCUCCUUGGCACCCUUGAACCUGGGAGAUGCUGAGACCGGCUUUCUGACACAGAGCAACCUGCUGAGCGUGGCUGGGCGCCUGGGUCCAGACUGGCCAACUGUGGCCCUGCACCUGGGCGUGUCCUACCGUGAGCUGCAGCGCAUCCGGCACGAGUUCCGGGAUGAUCUGGAUGGGCAGAUCCGCCACAUGCUCUUCUCCUGGGCUGAGCGCCAGGCUGGGCAGCCAGGGGCUGUGGGACUCCUGGUGCAGGCCCUGGAGCAAAGUGACCGGCAGGACGUGGCAGAAGAGGUGCGUGCAGUCUUGGAGCUCGGCUGCCGCAAGUACCAGGACGGCAUCCGACGCACGGGUUUAGCCCCCAAGGACCCCGCUCUGCCUGGCUCGUCAGCUCCACAGCCCCCAGAGCCUGCCCAGGCCUAGGCCCCACAGACUUUGGGCUGGCCCGGACAUUCCCCAGCGGAUGGGCAGAGCCCCCACCUUCAAGCCUCUCCAGUGUGUGGGGACAGGCGUCCCCGUGGGCAACAAACCCGCACUGUUUCUUUCGCC
Molecule: messenger RNA, 3159 nt
Organism: Mandrillus leucophaeus (drill)
Lineage: Eukaryota; Metazoa; Chordata; Mammalia; Primates; Cercopithecidae
Gene: PIDD1
Product: p53-induced death domain protein 1
Exons: 15
Coding region: 772-3033 (753 amino acids)
Biological process (GO): DNA damage response; signal transduction; apoptotic process
Molecular function (GO): protein binding
Source: RefSeq, a predicted model, not a curated record